AGCGCGCAGACUCGCAGCAACUGGCCGACGGUGGGACGCUCGGAGCUGACUGCUGCGCUCCGGUGGCCAUGGGGCGCACGGCUGGGCAGCUCGGCUCGUCGCUUCUGGGGCUGUGGCUGCUGAUGGGCAGCUGGGGGUGCCCUGGGAGCGCCGAGCUGCGGGCCCCGCCGGAGAAGAUCGCAAUUAUUGGAGCUGGAAUUGGUGGCACUUCAGCAGCCUAUUAUCUGCGGCAGAAAUUUGGGAAAGAUGUGAAGAUUGACCUGUUUGAAAGAGGAGAGGUGGGAGGCCGCCUGGCCACCAUGACUGUGCGAGGGCAAGAAUACGAGGCAGGAGGUUCUGUCAUCCAUCCUUUAAAUCUGCACAUGAAGCGUUUUGUCAAGGACCUGGGUCUGUCUACUGUUCAGGGCUUUGGUGGCCUAAUGGGGGUGUAUAAUGGAGAGACUCUGGUGUUUGAGGAGAGCAGCUGGUUCAUAAUUAACAUGAUUAAACUAAUUUGGCACUAUGGAUUUCAGUCCCUCCGAAUGCACAUGUGGGUAGAGGAUAUAUUGGACAAGUUUAUGAGGAUCUACCGCUACCAGUCUCAUGACUAUGCCUUCAGUAGCGUAGAAAAGUUACUACGUUCUCUUGGAGGGGACGAAUUCCUUGGAAUGCUUAACCGAACACUUCUUGAAACCUUGCAGAAAGCAGGCUUCUCUGAGAAAUUCCUCAAUGAAAUUGUUGCUCCUGUCAUGAGGGUCAAUUAUGGCCAAAGCAUGAACAUCAAUGGCUUUGUGGGGGCAGUAUCAAUGUCCUGUGCGGAUUCUGGCCUUUGGGCAGUAGAAGGUGGAAAUAAACUUGUUUGCUCAGGGCUCCUUCGUGCAUCCAAAAGCAACCUUAUAACUGGCUCAGUAAUGUACAUAGAGGAGAAAACAAGGACCAAGUGGACAGGAAAUCCCACAAAGAUGUAUGAAGUGGUCUACCAAAUUGGAUCUGAGACACGUUCAGACUUCUAUGAUAUCGUCUUGGUGGCCACUCCAUUGAAUCGAAAAAUGUCCAACAUAACUUUUCUCAACUUUGAUCCUCCAAUUGAGGAAUUCCAUCAGUACUACCAACAUAUAGUGACAACUUUAAUUAAGGGGCAACUGAAUUCAACUCUUUUUAGCUCUAGAGCCUUAGACAAAUUUGAUCUCAGUACAAUCUUAACCACUGAUAAUUCAGAUUUGUUCAUUAAUAGCAUUGGGAUUGUGUCCUCUGUAACAGAAAAUGAUAAUCCUCAACCAUCAACAGAAAGGGCGCAUGUUUGGAAGAUCUUUUCUCAAGAAAUCCUCACUAAAGAACAAAUAUUAAAGCUCUUUUUGUCUUAUGAUUAUGCUGUGAAGCAGCCAUGGCUUGCAUAUCCUCGCUAUAAGCCUCCAGAGAAAUGCCCCUCCAUCAUACUCCACGAUAGACUUUACUACCUCAAUGGCAUAGAGUGUGCAGCAAGUGCCAUGGAGAUGAGUGCCAUUGCAGCCCACAAUGCUGCUCUCCUUGCUUAUCAUCGCUGGAAUGGGCACACAGACAUGAUUGACCAAGAGGACUUAUAUGAGAAACUUAAAACUGAACUAUGAAAUGAUACUGAUCACUUUCUUUUCCCCCUCCUGGUUCCAAAUGGAAUAUCACUGGCAAAAGAGAACACAAUCUGAGCAGAGAUGAUUUUGAAUCUGAUAUUUUGCCAUAUAUUAGUACUGUUUAACAAAAGUAAUCCCAGCGAGUCAUGAGAAAAUAACAGGUUUCUAAUUAAGCAUGAAGGAGUUAACUACUAUCUUUAUACCAUCUCCAAAAUUUCUUAACUCUUCUUUUAAUAUCUGCCAACAGUAUAGAAUCACCUGAAGUUUGUUAAGCAUGUGGUUUCUCUAGCUCCUCUGGAGAUUCUGAUUCACUAGGUCUGGUGGGUGGAGGCCCUGAAUUUAUUUCAAGCUGAGCACUUGAGAAAGAAUUUAAAGAUGUUAACUUUUAGUUGGGGACUAGUUCAUUUGUGCUUCACAGCUGGAAGUGACCUUCAGUCAGAUAGUUAAAACUUAACUAUUAGAGCUGGUAUCCUAUGCUUGGCUUUAAUUUAUACCUUUUUUUCAAAGUAGAUGUGCCCAUGCUAGAAGCCUUGACUUUCUGAAUAUUCUUUGGAUUCCUUCCCCCCUUAUUUUAUUAGGGGUGAAAUUCAGAAGCCUUAGGAGUAGAACUUUGUCAUACAAAAAUCUCAAGUAAAAUGAAAGCAAAUACAGGCUAUUGAUUUAAGAAAUUGGCAGUCUAUUAUCAAAUCCUCACCUAUGGAACUUUAAGAAAUAUUGAAAGACCCCCAUGCAACCAGAGAUUCUGAUCUAAUGGAUUGAGGAUAGGAUCUCAGCAUUGUAGCUAAAAAGUUUCUAAGGUGCAACCUGGGUUGAGAAUCACUAAUGUGGGGGUUUAAGAUGUCUCCAAAGGGUUUUUAGUGCCUUAAAAGUCCCAAGAAACUGAAUGCAUUAUCAAAGCAGGUUCAUUUUUGUGAAGAAUCAUUUCUCUCAAUAAGAACUCUAGUAGUAAUCUUGAUAGUAAGCACUGACAGACAAGAGGCAACUUAGAUUUCUCCAGAGCAGUUGACACUAGGAGAUCCAGAAUGACACCACAGUUGGUCAAAUCCAGCAUUAUGUUCAAACUUAAAUGCUUCUAAAACUACUGUAGCAUUUGGGGUGAGAAACCGGUUGCUGAAAUCUUGUUUUUAAGGCAGUUCUCAACUUUGGCUGCACACUGGAAUAAUCUGUAAGAGUUUAAAGCUUCUCAAAUGAUUCUAAUAUGCAACCAAACUUAAGAACCAGUUCUACAUCUAUCAUACAAAGAUCAUGAAUGGCUGUCUCUCUAGUCACUAGUAGGACAAAACAAGUAAAAGCUUGUGAAUUCUAAAAGUAACUAUAACAGAAAUAAGUAUCGUUGAGAAAAAAAAAGUCCAUCGCCAGAUUAUGGCAGUAGAUAUUCAGCAAAAUAUUGAUUCUUACUUAAAAUGAUUUUGUCUCUACUAUAAUUGUGAAUAUUAAUAUGCUGAUAAAACUGCCAAGAUAUAUUUGAUGUAAAGGCGGUGAUUAAAUCUAUGCUCUGUCAAAAGGUCAGCUUUUUAAAAAUUUUACUUGUUAAGACGCAGUCACAUUUUUUCCCCCUGUGGUUUUAAUGAAGACAAUAUUGUAGAGAAUGUAAUAUUGUGUUAUAUAUAUGUUAAAGAUUGGUGAAUAAAAACUGGUAAUAGUUAAUUUCUAUUACUCACAGACUUAUUUUGUGAUAUCUGUAUUUACUUACCAGAACCCCAAUUUAAAACGUUGCUGUUGUAUCUGAUUGUUUUCCAAAAGGGCACUGGAAAUUGCUUCCUCCAAGAGCAAAACAUAUUAUCAACAUAUCAAGCAUAAGAUGAAAAUACGCAUCUCUGUUAAGUUCCUACGUGAUGCUCUUGGUCUAGGAAGCAUGCUUAGUACAACCAGUUCUAUAAUUUAGCUCUAUGUGGUUGCAAAAAAUGCCUGUCCAUAUCAGUGAAAAUUUAAAGAGCUGCCAGAGAAGAGUAAAAAUGUACUAGACUUGACAUCAGUUCCCCUUACUGGGAUUAAGUUGGUUUGAUCGCUCUAGCUAUUUUGUUGUAAACAUUUUUUUAUAAACCAGAAAAAACAUUUUAGAGAUACAUAUAAGCCAUCCAUUAUGUUGUGGUUUGCAAAUAUCUUACAUACUCACCCGAAUAUACAUUUUAUAGUGUUAAAGUGAUUUAAGAUUUGCAGGCUUUUUUACCAGAUCACAAAAAGUACAGCAUCUGCUUGGUAGGUUUCUUGAAGUUAGGUUUAUGAUAUAACCAUCUGUAAUGUAU
Panthera uncia (snow leopard) is the source of this 3832-nucleotide messenger RNA. It is a transcript of the gene PCYOX1, whose product is annotated as prenylcysteine oxidase 1. Bases 69 to 1586 code for a protein of 505 amino acids. Lineage: Eukaryota; Metazoa; Chordata; Mammalia; Carnivora; Felidae. Gene Ontology annotation, molecular function: prenylcysteine oxidase activity. The record is from RefSeq and is a predicted model, not a curated record. The transcript has 6 exons. Gene Ontology annotation, biological process: prenylated protein catabolic process; prenylcysteine catabolic process.